AUGGCGCAACAACAAGAGACAGACGAACUGAGGUUGGCGGCAGAGAAACUCAGAUUGUCAAGGGGCUACCUGAAGGGGCACGACCUCACUAAAGUGAGCGUCGUCAAGCAAACCUUCCUCGGAUCUAAAAGGCAGCGAAAACCAGCUUCGGACCAGACCGCAAAGGUGCAUAAAAAGCUUGAGAGUAUGUUGACGGCCAUAUAUGUCAAGUGUGGCCCUCUCAUGUUCGUUCUGUGCUGCGUAGCUUUUAGCACGCACACGCUGUAUAAAUUCAGUACAAAAGACAAGAUGUCUGAGGUGAUUGAUGGGCUGGAGGAGUGGAAAUCAACCGACGAAUGGAAGUCGCUUUCGGCGGAUUGUAGAGGGGAAGACCUUAUCCGCAAUGCAUUCAACAACAAGGAGUUCGCGGCAGCACUGCGCAAGAUCGACCAGGAAAAGGCCGGCCGAUUUACCCCAGUACGAGACAGCCCGCCAGUACAGCAAGUCGAAACAGACAGCCCGCCAUUACAGCAGAUCGAAACAGACUGCUGGCAAUUUCAGCAGGCCAGAGAAAAGUGCCGGCCAUUACAGCAGGCCAGUACAGACUGCCAGCCAUUGCAGCAGGUUAGUGCAGACUACCGGCCAUGGCAGCAUUUCAGCACAGAGUACCAGCCAUUGCAGCAGGCCAGUCCUCGACCCGUUCCCAUCCUACCCGCCAAUGACCCUCCCAUUGACCAUGGCCCAACAAAUGGGGGUUUCUGGGCCCAAUCAGUCUCGAGCAGCCCGCCCUGGACUGGGUCGGCGAGCGAUGGUGGUCUCGGGACUCCGGAAACCCUCGGUCCUGGCGUUAAUGCGGUGCCUGCUCCCAUUAUCCGCAUUUCAGACCUGACGGAGGCGAUGCAGAUCGCCUGCACGUUCAAGACUUUCAACCAUCGCCUGGAACUAUCACCAGAUGGCUGCUCACGGUUGAAAAUAACCAUGGAGGUUGACUGCACACUUGACGAAGCCCGGUUUCUCACACAGUACAGGCUUCCUUUGCCGCCGUCGUCGCUGUGA
Messenger RNA from Clonostachys byssicola, 1035 nucleotides. Lineage: Eukaryota; Fungi; Ascomycota; Sordariomycetes; Hypocreales; Bionectriaceae. The record is from the annotation of a GenBank genome assembly.